GUUCUUCCCGGUUAUAAGCUUCGAUGUCGUAUCUGUGAUCAAUGUUAUCUGACUAUACUAACACGUGUAGACGAUCUUCGACAGCAUCUUUGUAAAGAGCAUAAAGAAGCAUUUGAAGAGCUGUUUUUAAAAUACUUUUUGCGAGAUUAUGCAUACCUUCAUUAUAAUUGGGCAACGGGAAAACGUGAUUAUGUGAGCGCAACGGCGUUUCUUACCAAAUAUGAAUGUCUUUUUUUGCAUUAUGAAAUUUUUUAUUAUAAUCUUUCAAAGAUUGAUUCUUCUUGGUCGAUUCAAUGCUUGAUGAUGGCCGCCCACUUACUUCGUAUGAAACUUUAUUCACCGCCGUUAACGACGAUUAUUGAGGAGAACACUUGCAAUAAUCAUAAUCAAUAA
Dentiscutata heterogama is the source of this 393-nucleotide messenger RNA. The record is from the annotation of a GenBank genome assembly. NCBI's taxonomy places the organism in Eukaryota, Fungi, Glomeromycota, Glomeromycetes, Diversisporales, Gigasporaceae.